AUGCUGGUUCGUAACUUGAGAGCUCUUGUUCCCCGCGGGUUCUUCUCUUCUCAUCAUUCCUGUGAUGUCCGAAUCAAUCCGGUAACAGUGGCGGGCAGAGUUUUCAGCAACUUGUCUGCUAUCUUGAAUGUUGGGAACAAUGAUAGGAGCACGGUGGAGGAAAAACAAAACAGAAGAAUGAAACCAAAAGAAACUUGUCCGGUUGGUUCGUUGAAGAACUCGGUAGUGAAGAUCUUCUUUGUCUCUAGAGACUAUAGCAGAACUCGACCGUGGGAGACUCGUGCCAAACGACGCACCGGCACUGGAUUUGCUAUCUCGGGAAAAAGAAUUCUUACAAACGCUCAUGUGGUGGAAAUACUGAAUGAACACACAUCUGUGCAUGUCCAAAAGCGUGGUUCUACAAUCGAAUAUAAAGCAAAAGUUCAAAAGAUUGCACAUGAAUGUGAUUUGGCCAUCUUGGAGAUCGAUAGUCAAGAGUUCUGGAAGGGUAUGAAGCCUUUAGAGCUCGGAGGCAUACCGCCUCUUAAGAAAGCUGUUUUCGUUCUUGGUUAUGCAACUGGUAACAGAAUUCGAAUUACAAAAGGUCUAGUAGCUAGCUUUGAAACCGAAAAGUACCUUCAUAGUGACACCGAGCUAGUGAGAAUACAAAUAGAUGCAACUAUAAAAAAUGGAAACAGUGGUGGCCCUGUAAUCUUGGAGAAUAAAGUCGUUGGUGUAGCAUUUGAAGGUUCACAGAUACAAAGUUCUCUUAUCCCAACACCAAUUGUUAAGCAUUUCAUAACUGGUGAUGAAGAAAGCGAUCAACAGUCUGUUUUCUGCUCACUGGGUCUAUCAUACCAGUCUAUUAAAAAUGCUCAAAUCCGUAAUCAUUUCAAAAUGAGCUCUACAAUGACAGGCAUUCUUAUAAACAAAAUAAACUUGUGGUCGGGUGCCUACGGAGUUUUGAAAAAGAAUGACAUCAUUCUUGCCAUUGAUGGUGUUCCAGUAGCAGAUGAUGCCACAGUUCCUUUUUGGGAAAAUGAGCGGAUAAGUUUUAAUUAUUUGAUUUUAAUAAAGAAACCAGGCGAAACUAGCUUGAUCAAAGUUUUG
Molecule: messenger RNA, 1089 nt
Organism: Raphanus sativus (radish)
Lineage: Eukaryota; Viridiplantae; Streptophyta; Magnoliopsida; Brassicales; Brassicaceae
Product: putative protease Do-like 11, mitochondrial
Exons: 5
Biological process (GO): proteolysis
Molecular function (GO): serine-type endopeptidase activity; protein binding
Source: RefSeq, a predicted model, not a curated record